This is a messenger RNA of Saccostrea echinata, 4108 nucleotides long. RefSeq lists its product as uncharacterized. Lineage: Eukaryota; Metazoa; Mollusca; Bivalvia; Ostreida; Ostreidae. Gene Ontology annotation, biological process: heme biosynthetic process. The record is from RefSeq and is a predicted model, not a curated record. The transcript has 17 exons. Gene Ontology annotation, cellular component: cytosol. The coding region runs from base 93 to 2393 and encodes 766 amino acids. Gene Ontology annotation, molecular function: protein binding; uroporphyrinogen decarboxylase activity.
AUUGUAAUAUUUUUAUUUUUUGACAUGACUCACCGUCUUAGAAUUUUUUGAUUCAAUUGUUAUUUAUCAUCGUAUUGAAAGAUAAGAAGUACAUGUACAUGAUGGACAAAAAUAAAGACAGAUCCAAUAAUCAUGAGAAAGAAGAUAAAUAUCCUCCAUCAGAUUCAAUCUCUAUAGAAGAUGGUGUCGAUAUCACAGAUCUUCAGAUUGAAGAUGAACAAAUUGCAGACAUGCCACUCACAUUAGAAAAAUUACCUGUGGAACUGCUAAUGCACAUCUGCAGUUUUUUGGAUGCAAAGUUUCUUGUCCACACCCUGAGUAAAGUGUGUAUUAGUUUUCAGGACUUGUUUGUUAGUGACAUAUACUGGAAAACCCGUAUCCACAAGAGAUGGCCCAAACCAUAUCCACCUGUGUAUGAUGAAAACUUCAGCUGGAGGGAGGCUUGUGCAGAGAGGGAGGAAUCAUACAGAGUUUGGAGUAAUCCUGAUCAAACCUGUCACCACUUUUUCUAUAGAGAGGGUAUUUUUGCACCUGUUGAUGCUGUUCAUCUAAUGCAUAAUGGAACAAUAUUAGCCUCAGGAUCUAGGGACAGAUAUCUUAAUAUUCUGGAUUUGACAAAGUACAAUCCAGAUGAACCAGCCAGUGUAAAAGCCAUGAAAAUAUACUCAGAUGCCAAGGCACACAAAGGUUGGAUAUGGAGUUUGGCAUCACAUGAAAACAGGCUAUGUUCUGGGUCCUGGGACACCUAUAUCAAAAUGUGGGACCUCAAUAAUGGAGUCACUGAGUGUAACAAGUACAAAUGUAAAUCCGCCAUUCUUGGAAUCCACUUUGAAGCCAAUCAGAUAUUUGCUGCAGGAUAUGAUCGACAUAUUUACAUCAUUGACCCUCGUGAUGGUGAGGUCCACAGGAAACGUCACCAUCGGCGACCUGUUCUGUGUUUGGCAGCAGACGACAAGUACAUUGUAACAGGGAGUGAGGAUAAAACAGUGGCUGUGUUUGAUAGGAGAGCUGGACAGGUGUACAAAACUAUACAGUUGGAGAGUUAUGCAAUGGAUAUCUCUUUUGGUCAUCAACAACUCUGGGUAGCUGCUAAAGAUGGAAAUCUACAGUUGUAUGAUGCUUCUCUGGGGCAGUUUGAACAUAUAAAGACAUUUGAUGUUGGGCACUCUGGCAAAGCCACUGGAGUUAUCUACACACCAGGAGCAAUAUUCUCUUGUUCUACAGACAACACAAUCAAAGUACUGGAUCCCAGUCUUUAUCCAGAACCUCUCACAACAAUCACUGACCAUACUGCUGAUGUGUCAAGGUUUUUUCCACCUCUGAAGAAUGAUCUUAUAUUAAGAGCUGCCAGAGGUGAGAGGACAGAGCGUACACCAGUAUGGCUGAUGCGUCAAGCAGGCCGCUAUUUAUCAGAAUAUGGAGAAUUUAAAGAAGAACAUUCAGUCUCAUUUUUUGAUAUGGUCAGAAACCCUGAGUUUUCAUGUGAGAUAACUCUUCAGCCCUUGAAGCGGUUUAACCUUGAUGCAGCUAUUAUCUUCUCAGACAUUUUAGUCAUUCCACAAGCUUUAGGAAUUGGAAUUGAGAUUGAAGAAGGAAAGGGCAUGACAUUUGACUUUUUACUCCAAACCCCAGAGGAUCUGAAAAAAUUGAACACAAUAGUUGAUGUCACACAGGAACUCCAUUAUGUGAUGGAUGCCAUUACUCUUACCAGACAAAGACUGGAAGGAAGAUGUCCCCUCAUCGGGUUCUCUGGUGCCCCUUGGACCAUCAUGAAGUAUAUGAUUGAUGGCAGCUCAGCACCCCCCGUCCCCAAGGCCAGGAGGUGGCUGGUAGAGUAUCCUGAAGCCAGUAACACACUACUGCAGCUUCUGACAAACAAAACAAUAGAUUACCUUGUAGCUCAGGUCAAGGCUGGGGCACAGAUGCUGCAGGUGUUUGACAGUAAUGCUGGUGAAUUGGGUCCAGGAUUGUUCAAUAAAUUUGGGCUUCCUUACCUAAGAAAAGUGGCUUAUGGGGUCAAGGAGAGACUGACAGAACAAAAUAUAGAACAUGUUCCUAUGAUAGUUUUUGCCAAAGAUGUUCAUUUUGCCCUUGAGGACUUGUCCAAUAGUGGUUAUGAUGUAGUAGGCAUUGACUGGACCAUUAAACCAACACAUGCAAGAAGAUUGGUAGGCAGUCAUGUAACCUUACAGGGAAAUCUUGACCCUUGUGCAUUGUAUGCUACAAAGGAGGAGCUUAAACAUGCUGUUAAAGACAUGGUAACAAAGUUCGGGACCCAGCGGUACAUUGCCAACCUCGGCCACGGAGUCAUCAAGGACACAGACCCCGAGAGUGUUCGGACAUUUGUAGAUUCAGUUCAUAUCUACUCUGAGGAAAUUAAUGCUAAUGCCUAGUCAAACGAAACUUCAUGACACUGUGAUAAAUUAUCUAAAUAUGACUGUAUUUUGCUGCAAUUAAGAAAUGUCUCUGGCCUGUGUCAUUUUCCAACUGAGCAAUACAUAUCUGCAUCAGACAUUUCAAUUUUAUUUGAUAUAUUGGCUUGUAUCUAUCACUAAUCUUUAUUAAUGUAAACAGUUUUAAUUUCAUAUAAUUUAUUUAAGUUGUCAUUAAUUAGAUGCAUGUACUAGUUCUGCAAUGCCAGAUAUUCCCCUUUGAAUGAUCUAAAGCUGUGUUGUAGCAUAUUCCAUUAGAAUAUUUCUAUCCUCUUUUUGUAUCUCUUUUUAUAUCACCUGUCAUGUAUCUCUUGAGUGUUUUCAGCUUCUUCUCUGGAACCGUUAAACCAAUUUCAACCCCCCCCCCCCCCCUUCAGCCUUAGAGGUGAGACAAAACCAUUAAGAUUAAUGUUUUUUUAAAAAUACCUUCUUUAUUCCUGUUUAUCAAGCAGUCAAACUGUUGGCAUGAUUGAAAUAAGCAUUGAGCCGUCUACCAAAAUUUUGAAUUAAUGACCCCAAGGUCAGAGGUUCUGAAAUUAGGGUGGGGCUCUAUUCAAAAUUGAUCAUAUAAUGAAUAUGCUUAAGUUCCUUAAGGAGCUUUUUCUCUGGCUCUGGGUAUUCAGCAUAGAAACAAAGUGCAUGGUAAUGAUGAGCAAUGGUGCCUCUUCCAAAAUUGUGAAAUUCAUACCCCCUGGGUCAGGGGUUUAAUGUAAGGAUGAGGCUCUAUUCAUUAUAUAGUGAAAAUGCAUUACUUCUUUGAAAGUCUUCUUUUCUUCCCCCUGUCUCUGGGUAUUUAGCUAACAUACUAAGUACAUGGUUAUGAUGAGAAAGGAUACGUCUUUCAAAAUUGUGAAUUUCAUGGCCCUUGGGGCAGGAGUGCUGGUGUUAUGGCGUGGCUCUAUUUAUCAUUACAUGCAGAUGCAUAAAUUCCUUAAAAAUCAUAUUCUCUCCCUAUGCAUAUUUAGCAGACAAACUGUGUAAGAGGUUAUGAUGAGCAAGGGUGCAUCUUACAAAAUUUUUGAAAUUCGUUGCCCCAAGGUCAGGGGUUCUGGUGUUAGGGCAGGGCUCUGUUCAUUAUAUGGUGAAAAUGCAUUAAUUCUUUGAAAAUCUUCUCUGCUUUUGGAUAUAAAGCAAAAAUACUAAGUGCAUGGAUGUAAUAAGCAAGGGUACAUCUUUUCUGGGUCAGGGGCCGUGGUGUUAGGGUGAAGCUCUAUUGACUAUAUAGUGAAAAUGCAUUUAUUCUUUGAAAAUCUUCUCUGCUCCUGGGUAUUUAGCAGAUAAACUAAAUGGAUAAUUGUAAUGAGCAAUGAUGAAAUUCCUGGCCCUGGUCAGGGUUUCUGGUGUUAUGAUGGGAUUCUUUUGAUUAUAUAGUGAAAAUGCAUCAAUUCUUUGAAAUUCUUUUUCUUUUCAGGGUUGUAUUAUACUCAGGUGACUGUUAAGGCUCAUGUGCCUUUUAUUUUUUUAAAUGAUUAAUAUAUACAUUUUGAAUCUAUGGGAGUUGUACCACACUGUGAAGAAAAUUGUCCUUGUACCUGUAGUUAUAUGAAGAUGCUGUGUGUAAAGGUUUAGUUAUUUGUGUGACAUGUCACUCCUUGAUUCUUCCAAACAGAAAAUCCUACAUAUAUAAUAGUUAUUUGAAAUACUGUCAAUAAAAUAACAGAAUACUGUUUCUUUCA